Messenger RNA from Hypanus sabinus (Atlantic stingray), 2275 nucleotides. RefSeq names its product intraflagellar transport 81 homolog (gene ift81). Gene Ontology annotation, molecular function: tubulin binding. Gene Ontology annotation, cellular component: centrosome; cilium; intraciliary transport particle B. Bases 124 to 2154 code for a protein of 676 amino acids. The transcript has 19 exons. Lineage: Eukaryota; Metazoa; Chordata; Chondrichthyes; Myliobatiformes; Dasyatidae. The record is from RefSeq and is a predicted model, not a curated record. Gene Ontology annotation, biological process: cilium assembly; intraciliary transport.
CCUAGUUACACCUCCUUCCGCUUGUUGUAAAGUUACUUCCGGUUAACAACUCACGGUGUCCAAGCAGCUCCAUUUCAAAGAGUUUUUGGUUGUCGUGUCGAAAGAUUUGCGUGACAAACUAAAAUGAGCGAACAGAUCAAGUUCAUUGUAGAGCAGCUCAAUAAAGAGCCCUUCAAGAAGAAUUUUAACCUUAUCACCUUUGAUUCCUUGGAGCCACUGCAAUUGUUGCAGGUUCUCAAUGAAGUUCUGGCUGAGAUUGAUCCAAAACAUAAUAUUGACAUACGCGAGGAAGCUCCAGAUCAAACAGCAAAGCGGAUGUUUAGUCUUCUGGGAAUUCUGAAAUACAAGCCUCCUGGAAAUCUUUCUGAUAUAAAUGCCUUUCGACCGGGUCUGGUGACUGGAAGUAAGCCUAUAAUACAUCCCAUUUUACAUUGGCUUCUACAACGGACAAGUGAGCUUAAGAAACGAGCGUAUCUGGCACGCUUCCUCGUCAAGGUGGAAAUCCCUGCCGACUUUCUGCAGGAUGAUGUAGUGGCAGACACUUAUCGCCAGUAUGAGGAAUUAGUAGAAGGGUUCAAAACCUUGCAUAAGGAAUGUGAACAACUGAAGAACUCUGGUUUUUCAACUGCAGAAAUAAGAAGGGAUAUAAAUGCAAUGGAGGAAGAGAAGGAUCAACUCAUUAAGCGGGUUGAACGUCUAAAGAAAAGGGUUGACACCGUAUCAAAUCACCAGCGGAUGUUGGAAAUGGCAAGGCAGCUUCGUGUAGAGAAGGAACGGGAAGAAUCUUUAAUGCAGCAAAAACAGGAACAGAAAAAUCAGUUAUUCCAUGCAGAGCAAAGACUACAGAGAGCACAACAGCAAUUGAAGGACCUCCGGCAGGCCUCAGCAGAUGCAAAGCCUGAAAGUUUGAUGAAGAGGCUAGAUGAAGAGAUCAAAUUUAAUACCUACAUGGUUUCUGACAAACUUCCUAAGGAAUUAGAGAGCAAAAAGAAAACUGUUAAUUUCUUACAAAAGGUGGCCAUGGAACCUGCUAUGGGACAGUCUGAUCUCAAUGAUCUUGAAGCUAAGAUCAAGGAAGUUAAUACACAAAUUAACCAACUAAUUGAAAAGAGAAUGAUGAGAAACGAUCCAAUGGAUGACAAACUUUUCCUUUUCCGCCAACAGGCAUCUAUCAUUUCCCACAAAAAAGAGGCAAAGGCUGAAGAGUUACAAGAAUGCAGAGAAGAACUUCUGAGCAUGGAGAAAGAGCUGGCACAGAAAACGAGUCAGGCUCGUGAUUUUGAUGGCACUGAAGUUCUGAAAGGUGAUGAGUUCAAACGCUAUGUCAGCAAACUUCGUAGCAAGAGUACUGUAUAUAAGAAGAAGCGCCAAGAACUGGCAGAACUGAGAGCAGAAUAUGGUGUCCUGCAAAGGACAGAAGAAAUUCUAAAACAGCGGCAUGAAGCCAUGCAGCAACAACUGCAAGCGAUUGAAGCAAAGCAUGGUAUUACAGGUUUCAGUGACACUCAAGAAGAGCUGGAGAGAGUAUCUGCAUUGAAGAGCGAGUUGGAUGAAGUGAAGGGACGUACACUUGAUGAAAUGUCUGAAAUGAUAAAGAAACUUAAUAAUAGUAUUGCUGAAAAAAAAUCUGCCUUGGCCCCAGUCAUCAAAGAACUACGACCAUUGAGACAGAAAUGCCAGGAACUAACUCAAGAGUAUGAAGAAAAAAAAGCACUCUAUGACAGCUGUGCAGCAGGCCUGGAAAGCAACCGAUCUAAGCUUGAACAGGAAGUCCAAGGACUCAGAGAAGAAUGUGCUCAGGAGGAAUCUAGAUACCAUUAUACCAACUGCUUGAGAAGGAUUACUGAAAGACAGAUACAGCGUGCUGCUGAUGAAAUGAAACUAUACGUAUCUGCAGAUCCACAAGAAAGAAGGAAAGCUAUGAGGGAGCAAUAUAAUCGAAAUAUCCUGGAGCAAGAAAAUCUGGGGAAAAAACUAAGGGAGAAACAGAAAGCUGUGCGGGAGAGCCAUGGUCCAAACAUGAAGCAGGUUAAAAUGUGGCGAGAUUUUGAACAACUGAUGGAGUCCAAGAAGCAAUGUUUUUUGAAGCAGCAAAACCAGAAUUCUGUUGGUCAGGUGAUUCAGGAAGGUGGGGAGGACAGAUUGAUCUUGUAACUAAAUGAAUCAGUGGUCCAAUUGUGCAUUUACAUUGUUAUAUUUUUUGUUGGUGUUAGCCAUUUCAGCAGCUAUUAAGAUUUCUAAUUAACUGUAAUAAAAUUAUUUAACUUGGAAUUAA